UUAUAAUAGUAAUUUAUGAUUAUUUCAGAAACUGCUUCUGCAAAUUCAACAUUCACAGUUUCUACUACAACAGUUACCUCCAUAUUAAGCACUGAAUCAGUAAUUACAUCAGUAACCAGUAGCUCAGGCACAGCAGCUUCCAUUCCAAUGCUUAUGACAUCAAGCAGUGAAACAAUAGGAACAACUCCAGGUCUUUGGAGUGAACGUUUUAGUACAGGUGUUGCUGGGAGUCCAUUUCCAACGACCCUAGAAGCUAGAAACGAGGGCAGGGCUACAGAGGGACCCAGCUUCACCAGUACUGGGCAAAUAGCAGGGACCCCAGGAGUUUCCAAGGGCUUCACAGCAGCACCCGGCAGUGAGAGCACACGUGGAGACUCCGGCGCCCCAGGCACGACCUUGGGAGGCAGAGCAGGAACCACUCUAGGUCCUCGGAGUGAACCUUCUGGGACAGGUGUUGGCGGGAGUCCGGUUGCCACGACCCUGGAAGCUGGCAGCGUGGGCAGGACCGCAGGGGGCCCCGGCUUCACCAGUCCUGGGCGCAUAGCAGGGGGAACCGGCAGCCCGACCGCAAGUGCCAGAGGAGGGACCCCAGGAGGUUCCGAGGGCUUGACAGCAGCACCCGGCAGUGAGAGCACAGGUGGACACUCCGGCGCCCCAGGCACGACCUUGGCAGGCAGAGCAGGAACCACUCUAGGUCCUCGGAGUGAACCUUCUGGGACAGGUGUUGGCGGGGGUCCGGUUGCCACGACCCUGGAAGCUGGCAGCGUGGGCAGGACCGCAGGGGGCCCCGGCUUCACCAGUCCUGGGCGCGUAGCAGGGGGAACCGGCAGCCCGACCGCAAGUGCCAGAGGAGGGACCCCAGGAGGUUCCGAGGGCUUCACAGCAGCACCCGGCAGUGAGAGCACAGGUGGACACUCCGGCGCCCCAGGCACGACCUUGGCAGGCAGAGCAGGAACCACUCUAGGUCCUCGGAGUGAACCUUCUGGGACAGGUGUUGGCGGGAGUCCGGUUGCCACGACCCUGGAAGCUGGCAGCGUGGGCAGGACCGCAGGGGGCCCCGGCUUCACCAGUCCUGGGCGCGUAGCAGGGGGAACCGGCAGCCCGACCGCAAGUGCCAGAGGAGGGACCCCAGGAGGUUCCGAGGGCUUCACAGCAGCACCCGGCAGUGAGAGCACAGGUGGACACUCCGGCGCCCCAGGCACGACCUUGGCAGGCAGAGCAGGAACCACUCUAGGUCCUCGGAGUGAACCUUCUGGGACAGGUGUUGGCGGGAGUCCGGUUGCCACGACCCUGGAAGCUGGCAGCGUGGGCAGGACCGCAGGGGGCCCCGGCUUCACCAGUCCUGGGCGCGUAGCAGGGGGAACCGGCAGCCCGACCGCAAGUGCCAGAGGAGGGACCCCAGGAGGUUCCGAGGGCUUCACAGCAGCACCCGGCAGUGAGAGCACAGGUGGACACUCCGGCGCCCCAGGCACGACCUUGGCAGGCAGAGCAGGAACCACUCUAGGUCCUCGGAGUGAACCUUCUGGGACAGGUGUUGGCGGGAGUCCGGUUGCCACGACCCUGGAAGCUGGCAGCGUGGGCAGGACCGCAGGGGGCCCCGGCUUCACCAGUCCUGGGCGCGUAGCAGGGGGAACCGGCAGCCCGACCGCAAGUGCCAGAGGAGGGACCCCAGGAGGUUCCGAGGGCUUCACAGCAGCACCCGGCAGUGAGAGCACAGGUGGACACUCCGGCGCCCCAGGCACGACCUUGGCAGGCAGAGCAGGAACCACUCUAGGUCCUCGGAGUGAACCUUCUGGGACAGGUGUUGGCAGGAGUCCGGUUGCCACGACCCUGGAAGCUGGCAGCGUGGGCAGGACCGCAGGGGGCCCCGGCUUCACCAGUCCUGUGCCCAUAGCAGGAACUCCAGAACGUUCCGGGGGCUUCAUAGAAGUACCUGGUAGUGGGAGCACACUUGGAAACCCCAGCACGGCAGGGACGACCUUGCGGUUCAGAGGAGGAACCACUCUAGGUCCUCGGAGUGAACCUUCUGGGACAGGUGUUGGCGGGAGUCCGGUGGCCACGACCCUGGAAGCUGGCAGCGUGGGCAGGACCGCAGGGGGCCCUGGCUUCACCAGUCCUGGGCACCUAGCAGUGACCUCAGAAGGUUCAGAGUCCUUCAGAAAAGCAUCGGGGUUUGAGGACACAAGUGGUGUCCCAACUGCUCCAAGUUCAUCCUUGGGCGUCAGACAAGUAAGUACAUCUGAAACAUCUGGUGGUGUAACCAGUGGAGAUGAAAAUAAACCUGCAUCACCCAGCAGCAGUACUACAAGCUCUUCAGAUAAACCAGGGACCUCCAGGGAAGCAUUUGAAAUAAAAACUGCUCCUGGAAUUUCUGCCACAGGGUGUCCACCAUCACAUCCACCACCUCCAGUUUGUCUUGGUCCACUGGGAGAAAAGAAAUCUCCUGGAGAAGAAUGGACUGCCAAUUGUUACACAUGCACCUGUACUGAUACAAAUACUGUAGACUGUAACCUAAAGAAGUGCCCUUCUGCACCCACAUGCAAAACUGGAGAGAGACUUGUAAAGUUCCAAAAUAAUGAUACCUGCUGUGAAAUUGGAUACUGUGAACCAAGAACAUGUUUGUUUAACAGUAUUGAUUAUGAGAUUGGUGCUUCGUUUGAUGACCCCAACAACCCAUGCAUCUCCUACUCCUGCUAUGACACUGGUUUCGUUCCAAUAGUCCAAGACUGCCCAAAGCAGACCUGGUGUCCAGAAGAAGACAGAGUCUAUGAUUCAAAAAAAUGUUGCUAUACAUGUAAGACUAAUUGUCGAUCUUCACUCAUGAAUGUGACUGUUAAGUACAGUGGUUGCCAGAAAAGAAUUGCGAUGGCAAGAUGUGUAGGGGAAUGCAAGAAGACUGUCCGGUACAAUUAUAGUCUCUUUCAGCUGACAAAUUCAUGCCUUUGCUGCCGAGAAGAUAACUACGAGUUCCGAGAAGCUAUUCUUAAUUGUCCUGGUGGCAGUACAAUACCUUACAGAUACAGGCAUGUCACAUCGUGUUCUUGCUCAGACAUAUGCCAACGAUCUGUAACCCCAGCAAUCAGUUAAUGCUUUAUAACCCUUCCAGGUAGAACAAGCCAGCUAUUUAUUUUAUAAAUGAACAUAAAUGAUCACUAAAUAGAAUAACUACUAAACAUUUGUAUCACACUCAAAAAGUGAGGACGUCUCCUUAUGAGGCAUUUUGUUCUCUCGUUAACUGGAUCUGAAAAAUAAAUACAAGUUUGCAAGCAA
Canis lupus familiaris (dog) is the source of this 3270-nucleotide messenger RNA. RefSeq names its product submaxillary mucin-like protein. Lineage: Eukaryota; Metazoa; Chordata; Mammalia; Carnivora; Canidae. The record is from RefSeq and is a predicted model, not a curated record. Gene Ontology annotation, molecular function: protein binding. Bases 16 to 3087 code for a protein of 1023 amino acids. The transcript is spliced from 43 exons.